Salmo salar (Atlantic salmon) is the source of this 2091-nucleotide messenger RNA. It is a transcript of the gene apip, whose product is annotated as APAF1 interacting protein. The record is from RefSeq and is marked provisional. Lineage: Eukaryota; Metazoa; Chordata; Actinopteri; Salmoniformes; Salmonidae. Gene Ontology annotation, molecular function: methylthioribulose 1-phosphate dehydratase activity; metal ion binding. Gene Ontology annotation, cellular component: cytoplasm.
CUGCUUUCAAACAAACACACAAAGUUCGUAAUGUUAUCAGGAAGCAUGCUGUCCAUGGAAUUGUAGUCAACCUCCCAGGACGUGGUCGCAAGAAGAAUCUGGUUCCAGCGGUUGAAUCUCUCUGUUAAUGAAUUACACUAUGAGGGCGGCGCAGGCCGUCAUCCACACCCACUCCAAGGCUGCCGUCAUGGCAACUCUGUUUUAUCCUGGCAAGGAGUUCCGCAUAACUCACCAGGAGAUGAUAAAGGGAAUCCGCAAGGGCACCUCCAGCACCAACUACAGAUAUGAUGAAACGCUGGUGGUCCCCAUCAUUGAGAACACCCCGGAGGAGCGGGACCUGAAGGAGCGCAUGGCGCUGGCCAUGGAGCAGUACCCAGACUCCUGUGCGGUUCUCGUCCGGCGCCACGGCGUCUACGUGUGGGGGGAGUCCUGGGAGAAAGCCAAGACCAUGUGUGAAUGUUAUGACUACCUAUUUGACAUCGCCGUCCAAAUGAAGCAGAGUGGAAUGGAUCCUUCAGCACCACCCAUUGAAGAGAACCAUUACUACGAUGUCCAACAAUCCCAAUAAAUGGAGGCAAACAAUCAGGGCCUAAAAUUAACACCUGCCAAAUGUGGAUUUUUCACCUGCCAUGUCGCCGGGUGCUCAGGACUCCACAGUGCAAGUAUUUCACUCGCAUUUGUGAAUAUAAAAAGUCAAGUUUGAUCACAUUUAUAGUAACAUAUAUGCUGCAGUAGCUGUUUUCAAAGUAUUUCUGCCAUUUUUGUUUCAUAGCUGGUAAUAUAUAGCCUAUUCCACCUCGCUCUGCUACACAGCCUGGCUGGGGGCUGUGCACACGUGAAGAGCUGAGUGAAAGAUUACAUUUUUAGAAGUGCUGUGCACAGGCAUAAAAGUUGGUCUAAUUUACUUGAAAAGAAAGUCUACUGAAGUGAAACCCUGUCCUUGUGUUUCUUGGCUAUUUCCAUUGUUUUGGUGACAAGCUAGGUUGUUUUUCUAUGUUUGAGUUUCAACUGCUAGGGAAGAGAAGACCACGCUUCUACUAGUCAAUCUCUCAGGCAGAAACAAUACUCGAGUUGCGCUGCCACGGUAACCUCCCGCCCUUAAAGGUACAGGUGAACAUUUUUGUCUCUGAUAUUUUGGUUAAAAAUGAAAUGAAUCAAUAUACCAAUUUACUUCUUACUAGUAAUAUACUUAUUGUUUUAGAGACAUUACAAAGCAUGCUCAUCUGUCUUUUGUGUUUUGUUGGUGUAAUGUUUGUGGAAAAAAUAUUUUGGCUGGUAAAAAAGUGGCUGGUAGAUUUAAAAUAAAAAUUAAAUCUUCCUGCCACAGUGGCUUUUGUACCAAAAAGUAAAUUUUGUGUCCUGCAAACAAGCUUUAGAAAUGUAAAUGUAUUUUAAUAUACUGUAUCUACAGUAAUAGUGGAAUGAUGUUACACAAUAUUUUACCCCAAAAACCCCUUCUUAUUUGUCUAUAAAAGACAAACUGGCUGUUGUUGUCAAAUUGACUGGGCCUGAGCCACACACUAACCCAUUGUACUACAGCCACAGGCUUUAUUUGACGAGAUUUGCUGCCCUCAAAAAUAUGACGUGUAGCUCCUUUUUUAAAUUCUUCGUGGUGUAUGUUUAAUUAAUCUCUUUUUAAAGAUUAGGCUUUCCACAAUAACAGCAGUUCUAUUGGCCUCUCGUAUUGACAUAGUGCAGUUGUAGAGCAACAUGAGGAGCCUUUCAUGUUUAAAAUGGGUGUCUAAGAAACAUUUGAGCUGUUAAAGGUGACUGUGGUCUUACUCUGACCAGACAGUCUGUAUCACUACCAUCUGAAGUAUUACAAGAUUAAGUGUCUGAAUGCUCAAGAGAGAGAAAAUAAUGUAAUCUGAAAGAAUUAGACAUAUGGGGGGGUUGGUGUGUCAUAUCGCGCAAACGCCUGUCUGCACUUAUAGUAUUCAAAUUUAGCGAGAGUCAACUAGGGUUAUUGUCUUGCAUACUGCAAAUCAAACAGCCUAACAGAUGUGGAUUGGUCACAGGCGAACAGACGUUCACAUAAUAAAGGAAAACGUGAAUCAUGUCUGAUCAAUAAAGAUGAGGAUUCAUGUUAAA